CGUCUCCUCCCUGAAACCUCUGCUGCUGCGACCAUCCAUCCAUCCCUCUGAGCCACAUUGGGCUGAGAGAGGAAAAGGAGACAGAGACAGACAGACAGAGAGGGAGAAAGUCAAAGAGAGAGAGAGAGAGAGAGAGAGAGAGCAUCACCUAGACUACCUGCUCCAUCCAGCACAACAAGAGGAGGAGAGGACGCACAAGUGCAGGCGCGUCCAUGCGUGCCAGCCAGCCGAACAAUAAGACAAUAAGCCAAGAGGAGGACCACACAAAUCCAAUCAUUGGAAUAAGAGUUGAUCUUGAGAGAACUCUCUGGAAAAAAAGAGCGCAGCUUUUGCCACCACAAGAACAGCCUAAAUGAGUACAUGGUAAGAAGAAGAAGAAGUCAUGCAUCUCAACAGAGAAGAAGAUAACAGCAAAGGCUCUGUGUCUCUCAGUGUGUUCCUGGUGUCUGUUGCAUCCGUAGUUUGUGCCGUUUGGCUGGUAGCUCUGUGUGGCGUCUGCACCUGGUGUCAACGUAAACUGGGUAAGAGGAAUAAGCCCGGGGUGGAGGCUGCCAGCUCUCCAGAUUCUGUGAGAGGUCGAGGGGAAAAUAAAGCCAUCAACCACAGUGAUCUGGACAGAGACUUUUGGAAUAACAAUGACAGCAGCAACGUGCAACAGAGGUGGAGCUCCUACCCGCCCAAGGAGUUCCUCUUAAACAUGUCUCCAUAUGCCCCCUACGGAGACCCUCGCCUCACGCCCAAUGGGGCCGUGGAUAAGGGUGGGCAUGGCGGUGCUGGACCCUCGCCGGGGGCCAGUGACAGCGGGGGUGGUGCUUGCUCUGGGUCUGGGGCGGGGCCCAGUCGCAGUGACAGCGUUCGAAGCAUGCUGACGGGGGGCAGCAAGGCCGGGCGCUGGCAGACGGUCCAGAGCCACAUGCAGGCCGGAGGCCUGCGGUUUGGCAAUUUCGGGGACGCCUCCCUCUCGUCUGCCUCCACCCUGGAGCACAUCCCGUCCUCGGCUGUGGCGCGCCCUCGGCCCUUGGUCCGGCAGCAGAGCCUCCAACAGCCCCUCACCCACCAGCCCCCUCCGGGCCCCAACGACCCCCCGGUCACCUCACAGAGCCUGGGUCAGCUGCACACGGGCCCAGGCGGCGGGGGCCACCGCGGGGGUCCGCGCGGGGUCCGGGGGAGUCCGGCUGGAGCCUCCCGGUGCAGAGGAGCGGGGGGAGCGGGUCGAUCGAGGUCAAAUCCUGGUAGCUGGGAUCACAUGAUGGAGCAGAUCCGCCACAGAGGGCUGGACGUCAAGUCCUUCUUCGAGGGGAAGAUGGUUGUUCUGUCUCUAGCAAUCGGCCUGGCUGAACAGGAUGACUUUGCCAACCUCCCAGAUCUACAGGAAGCUCCAGCAAGCCAUGAAAACGACGACACACCAGAAAAGAGGACUCCGGGUAACAAAGCAGGCAGCAGCCCCAGAGGUCAGACCCCAGACGAGUCCGGACGCCGCCACGAUGCCAACUCCUCUGUUUCUGACUUGGCCAACUCCGUCACCAGUGACAUGCUCAUGUUGUCUCCAGGUUCGGAGGAAGAUGACCACGAGGGUCCGGUGUGUGAGAAGCUGGGUCGUAUUCAGUUCAGCGUUGGAUACAGUUUUCAGGACUCCACCCUCACUGUCAAAAUCCUCAAGGGCCAGGACUUGCCUGCGAAGGACUUUUCCGGCACCUCCGAUCCAUUUGUCAAACUCUACCUGCUGCCAGACAAGAAGCACAAACUGGAGACCAAAGUGAAGAGGAAGAAUCUGAACCCCCACUGGAACGAGACCUUCCUGUUUGAAGGGUUCCCCUAUGAUAAGGUGGUCCAGAGGACUCUAUACCUGCAGGUCCUCGACUACGACCGCUUCAGCAGGAAUGACCCCAUAGGAGAGGUGUCCGUACCCCUCAACAAGCUGGACCUGGCCAACAUGCAGACUUUCUGGAAGGAGCUGAAACCAUGUAGUGAUGGCAGCGGGAGUCGAGGGGAUCUGCUGGUGUCUCUGUGCUACAACCCCACAGCCAACACCAUCACUGUGAGCAUCAUCAAAGCCCGCAACCUCAAAGCCAUGGACAUUGGAGGCACUUCUGACCCCUAUGUGAAACUGUGGUUGAUGCACAAGGACAAGCGCGUGGAGAAGAAGAAGACGGUGGUAAUGAAGCGCUGUCUGAACCCGGUUUUCAACGAGUCCUUCCCCUUUGACGUGCCCGCCCACGUUCUGAGGGAGACCACCAUAAUUAUCACCGUCAUGGACAAGGACAGGCUCAGUCGCAAUGAUGUCAUUGGAAAGAUUUACCUCUCAUGGAAGAGCGGCCCUGCAGAGGUAAAACACUGGAAAGACAUGAUGGGGCGUCCUCGUAAUCCCGUGUCCCAGUGGCAUGCUCUCAAGGCCUGAGUGACCCAGCCACCAACCUGCCUACAGUGUUUCCUCCCUCAGAUUCAGCAUCAGCCUCUCAGCCCCCCCGCCCUCAGCACAUAACCCUCGACUCCCUAACUGCAGUCUUGAGCUGCAGACAAUGUGUGUCAUCUCUUUGUUCUCAGGCUUCUUUGAUAUCCUCCGCCCUCACCGUUCCUUAACUCUUACCCUCGUCAAGUCCUGAUUCCCACCUGACCUCCCCAACCCCCGUCUCAUCUCUUUGUCUGAACUUAAUGUCUUUGAUGUCUCACUUCCUCCUUGUGACCUCUUUCUAUGAGAUUUUUUUUUUUUUUUACUCCUCAGUCCUUUUCCUCCACAUUGUCGACCAUUCCCAGUGUUAAACACCAGAGCAGCACCUUUUGCCACCCAUGAAUACAAACUACCAACCAAAAACGGAUAUUCCUUCCAUCCUCUGUGGCGGGCUGCGUUCAAACAUGUACCCGAGUGUGAAUGGCACUGACCUGUGCGACCCAUUUACCACCUUCAUCUGGUGUCGCAGUGAGUAGUCUUCUAAUCUGCUCCUCGCCUCUUCGUUCACGUCUUCUUCCGUUACUGUCACUGUUCCUCCUCCAUACCCAUAAAAAUGCCUGAAACAUCAGGAAAACCGACACAGGCAAUGGAAGAGUGAUGGGCCGUAUUUAAGAUGGAAUUGAACUGGACUCUUGUCGCUCAACUCAUGUUUGAUCUUUUUUCACUUUUCACUCUUUCUCUGGCACCACUGUAAUAAUUCUCCCUUGGCUGGAACCCUUCGUUGUCUGUGCGUGCUGUGGGUGAUGUGCUGUAAACCCCAAAUGAAGUUCUUCAACAACAAAAAAAAGGAUAUGAACAUUUAACGCUGGUCCAUUAGGUCAAGUGUCAAGAAAAAAAAAAACGUUUUUCUUUGGAAAGAAAUCCCGAUGGACAGGAAAAAAGAGUAAAAUGAUUAAUGUUGUGUUUUCCUUUUUGUUUUUUCAAAAACCUGUUCUUCCAGACACUGAAAAUAAGCAAAAAGCCAGCUUCCAUGUGUGUGUGUGUGUGUGUGUGUGUACGUGUGUUUGUGUGUGUGUCUGCGUGUGCGUGUGUGAGUGUGAAUGAGGGAGUAUUUUGGACUUGAACAGCUAAAUUAAGAUAUUGUUGAAAACAGCCCUUGAUAACGAUGAUGAAAAUAUGGUAUUGUUAGAAUUAGUGGUGUUGAAGUUAGCUGAAGGCGUGGGGAGGUCACUGAGGUUAAAGGGUCAGUCCACCUAAAACAAAGACACACACACACACACACACACAGUAUUUUCUAACGUACCCCUGGUAGUAUUAAGCCAGGCAAAUAGUUUCAGAUGUAUAGCUAUGUUGUGGGUUUGAUCUUCUGAAAUCGCUGCUGCCACCCCAAAUACAAAGGAGAUAAUUAGGAUUUCAUUGUGGCGCUCACUGCAUUUGAAAUUGCUUUUGAAAAAUUCAACAGCAGCUUGUCUCUCCAGAAACAAUGUUCUGGUUAAUCGGAUAAUCCACAAACAUCUCAGUGAAUGGUUUUCACUGGGACAGGGUGAAAUCGGUGAAAACUCACGACAACCUCCGUCACGGAAACUAAAACUGAAACUUCCUGCAUGGCUUGAUGUCACUAAUGAGCAAGACAUGCUCUAAAACAAAUCUUAACUCAAGGUCCCCUUACUAGCUUUUCUUAAUGCUUGUGUUUUUUCAACCACAUUUCACAGUUUGCUCGGUUGAGUCCUUCACCUGUUGGUGGUAAACAGACUGUUCAACCCCCCACCAAUGAACACCAAGCCCAAAACUUCAGUGAUGGCAUCAAAACACCCUGAGGAAGACCAAACUAAAAUCAUUGGAAGCAAGGGCCCCACAACUGGUUAAUUUUGAUACUGCCAGGAAUUUAAUAGAAGUCUGUCAUUCUUCCACCCUGAGAUCUUAGAUUCAACUCAGCAAACUCGAUGCCAGCCCGUUCUCAUUCCCAGGGCGUCAAAUACCGAGGCUUUGUCACAGCUGUCGGCGUGUGAUACCACAGCACAAGGCACCCUUUAGUGCCUGUAUGAAACGCACCGGGCUUUACAUUAACUACAGUGUAAACCCAUCCGCGGCAACAGAAAAUGCACAGAGAAAGUGUGCCGGGAUUGUGGUGACGUAGUGUUGAGAGCGAAAAGGCACACAUAGGGUGGGAGGGGAGGUAGAUGGGUCAUCCGGGAGACCGCUGUUCAUGUCUUGUGCAUUAAGUUUCACUUUCACUUUACAAACGUAGUAGUUUUAAGCCAAACCAUGUAGUUCUUUCCUAAACCUAACUACAGUGGUUUUGUUGCCUAAUCCUAAAGUGACUCCAAGGGGCAUGACAAAGCGGCAGUAUGUGACGAGUUGGGAUGAGAACGUGUUGUAGCUGCAGUUUAAAGGAAAAAGCUUGAAAGUGGACCUUUAGUUUAGGGUACACUCAAUAUUUGAUGAUUCGGGUGAACUGACAAUUUAUGUACGUAGGCACGAAAUGGCUUUGUUAGGAUAUCAGAUGGUAAUUGGUUGAGAAAUCAGAUGUAGAUUAAAUAAAUUAAUCUAAAUUAACUAUCCCUGCCAUGUAACAAUGUGUUUAUCAGCUGCAUUAACCUGUGCAUCAAACCUGGAAUAGGCAUUACAAAACACUAUGAACCUUUUCUUUUUCAUUUUUACAGAGCACUAUGAGUCAAAGGUCGAUAUUAGACCUGAUUUUUAGGGUUUUGAACCAAGUACAAGUCAGUCUUCCAGUUGUUUGCUUCACUGCCUGAACGUGACCUCCCCCAAUACCUCCCAUAUAGACAUUUAUGAAACAUAUGAAAGAGGGAAAAAGUCUUUUAACAUUCCACUGUCCGUUUUUGUCUACUGGAUGUGUGUAUGUGUGUGAGCGUCAAUAUUUGAGCUUUAGUUUGUGUGAUUGUAUUUCCUGUGAGUCCCUCUGUGUGUAUAUAUAUCUGCACUGAGUUCUAUUUUGCCAGUUUAAUACAGAACAACAUUGUUUACCGUUUUUAUUCUGUAUGAAACAAACCAGAUGUACAAAGGAAAAAAUAUGUUUUUUUAAAAGUUGUCACUUCUUUAAGAAUCACUGCACUUGUUGACGAUGCUGGAACAAACCUCUCUUCAUAGCAGGGUUAUUUAUUCUCCUAAUGAGUGGUUUAUUAAAAGGACGUUUGGUUUGGGAGGGAGGCAGAUCUGUCAUACGUGAGCUGAGAGUGAAGGUCAAAGGAUAAAAUGUCACAAACAAGCUUUACAACAGAUAAAACCUGUUUUCUUUUACAUAAUUUUUAGUUCAGACAGAAGCAGCUACCAACAUUUUGUCCUAUCUGUCCUUCCGAUCUGAUUCACCGAGACCAAAAAAAAUGAAGGGUGACGUUCCCCCCCAAAACACCCCCGCCGUGCACACAUGCUUUCUGGCACAAAGUGUCCUGUGUGUGCCUUAUAAACCCGCCACGCCGUGCUCUUCACCAUAUGUGCUCCCCCUCUCCAAGUGUCAGGUAGUGGGGGAGGGAAAAAAAGGUGAGACAGGAGAUAAUCAUCACCUCUUUGCAUUACUGUUAGCUACGUCUCAGGUCAGAGCAGAGCAUCGGAGCAUCCCAAAAUAACCAGGAACACAGUCGUCUGUGUGUCCUGACGGCCCUGUGUGUGAAACAAGGCUUUACAUUCCAAAGGCUUCAGUGAAAGUCACUUUAAUCAAUGCAACUUAUAUAUUGGUUAACAGUCAGGGUUUGGUAUAUUUUAGUUGUAAGAAAUCGAGCUAGAUGUUUGAUGUCUACACUCUUCACUGGCCAAACACCAUAAACUGGUAAAUUUCACUGGACAAGCUUGUAUUUCUGAUUUAGGGCAUUCUCUUGGGGGACUGCUUGAGACAAAGAGAGGUUAACCAGCAACAUUUUAAUUUAUAUACUGUACAAAUGAUUGUGAAGUGUCCUGUAUGAAAAAAAAAGAAAGAAAAAAAAUCAUCAGUAUUUACUGGGGUUGUUGAUAUCUGUCUGUCGUUGGUAUCACUCAGCCCCCUCUUUCACUCCCUCUUCUCUUUGUAGUUACACAUCCGUGGGGUGCACAAUGUUAAAUAUCAACCAUUUAUUUUUUUGAGAUCUGUACAGUGUAUAUAAAAAAUAUAAAUGUGUAUAUAAAACAAAGAUA
This is a messenger RNA of Sebastes umbrosus (honeycomb rockfish), 6517 nucleotides long. It is a transcript of the gene syt7b, whose product is annotated as synaptotagmin VIIb. The coding region runs from base 383 to 2398 and encodes 671 amino acids. Gene Ontology annotation, molecular function: phosphatidylserine binding; calcium-dependent phospholipid binding; SNARE binding. The record is from RefSeq and is a predicted model, not a curated record. NCBI's taxonomy places the organism in Eukaryota, Metazoa, Chordata, Actinopteri, Perciformes, Sebastidae. Gene Ontology annotation, cellular component: axon; membrane; synapse. Gene Ontology annotation, biological process: regulation of calcium ion-dependent exocytosis; regulation of dopamine secretion; cellular response to calcium ion. The transcript has 13 exons.